CCAAACGCUCCCGGGCCCCUUGGGUGUGCUCUUCUUCUCCAACGCUCUCGAAUCCAAGCUACCGCCCAAAAGGGGGCAAAAUCAUAAACCCUACUGCCCGCCCAGAUGCUCCGCCGCCGCCGUGCCCCUUUCCUCCUCGUGGCCGCGGCGGGCGUGGUUGCGGCGGCCACGUCCGCCGACAGCCCCGGCGUCGCCUCCACGCUCCACGGCGUCGCCCGCUCCUCCCGCGCCAUUUACACGAUCGGCUUCGUGGUCGUGGACUACAAAUACUCGCUGCGGGGGCUGAUUCCUGGGUCGGCAGAUUACCGGGGUAAGCUCUCCGAGGUUCAUUUGAGGUCAGCAAAAAAGCUACUUAGACUGUGUGAAGUGAAUAGAGGGUUUUAUGUAAAAGCUGGUCAGUUUGUUUCAUCACUAAGACAAGUACCAAAGGAGUACAUAUCAACUCUCUCCUGCCUGCAGGAUCAGGCAGCCCCAUGCAAAUAUCAAGAUAUCAAAAUAGUGAUUGAACGGAAUUUUGGCAAGGAUUUACAUGACAUAUUCCUGGAAUUUGAUGAACAUCCGAUCGCUGCUGCAUCAAUUGCUCAGGUUCAUCGAGGCCGGUUGAAUAAUAAUCAAGAAGUAGCUGUAAAGGUUCAGUAUCCUGGGUUGGAGCGGCGAAUGAAGCUAGACAUAAUGACUAUGUCCCUCUUGUCAAAAUAUGUCUCUUUGAUCUUUCCUGAUUAUAGGUUUGAAAAAAUAUUACUUGAAUUUGAGAGAACCAUGUCAAUGGAACUGGAUUUUACCCAAGAGGCUAAGAAUUCCGAGAGAACUGCAAGCUACUUCAGGAAAAAUGAUGUUGUCAAAGUACCUCAUGUGUUUUGGGAACUGACAACCAAGGAGGUCUUGAUAAUGGAAUUUUGUACUGGCCACAAGGUUGAUGACUUGGACUUCCUAAGGAAAUCAGAUAUCUGCCCUACAAAGGUUUUCGUAGCUAAAGCAUUAAUCGAACUGUUUGGUGAAAUGAUAUUUAUACAUGGUUUUGUUCAUGGCGAUCCUCAUCCUGGAAACUUAUUGGUUUCUCCUCGAGGCCAAGGGAGAUUUUCAUUAGUUUUGUUGGAUCAUGGAAUUUAUAAAGAAUUGGACCCAAAGUUUAGACUGGACUACUGUAAGCUGUGGAAAGCAUUGAUAUCGCUGGAUGUGCAAAAAAUUCUGGAGUUAGGUGAACAGUUCGGUGUUGGGAAAUAUGCAAAGUACUUUCCUUUAAUAUUCACUGGAAGGACUAUAGACAGCAAAUCAGCUCUUGGAACACAAAUAUCUGGUGAAGAGAAGACACGUAUAAAGCAGGACUUGAACUCUCUUGGAAUGGAUGAUAUAUCUUCAUUUAUGGAAUCCUUGCCACCUGACUUUCUGGUCAUACUUCGAACAGAUGGACUAUUGAGGUCCAUUUUAGGGAAUCUAGGGGCCCCACGUCAUGUUCGACUUCUUGCUUAUGCAAAGUGUGCCAUAUACGGCCAUGAGGAACAGUCCAGAUUGGAGUCUGGUGCAAUCAACCGUAUAUCGUUGCGAGUCAAAACAGCCAUUAGCUAUCUCCAUAUGAGGAUACUCAUUGAAUUAGCGAGCUUGUUGGUGCAGUUUAAUGACUACAAGCAUAAGGUCAAGGACAAAUUGAGUUGGAUGCUCCAGAAGAUAGGUCGAGAUGUUUUGGGUUGGUACAAACCUCUGAUGUGAUGUCCUGCAGUUGGAGAAGUUUGACAAAUGGGGGCUAGGAAGGAGGUCAUGCACGUCCCAAGGGAACUUGCAGCUGGAUUCAGCAAGUUGUACAAUUAGAUGGUUGGACGCUGAUGCUACUAAGUUUGUGUUGACAUCUACUUACUUUUAUGUACAUGUGAUCGGUGAUCCACAUAUAGCCCCUGUUCGGCUCCUCUCCGCUCCGCAACUGCAGCUCUUGGAGCGGAGGGAGCGGCAACACAAUUUUGAGGAGUCGUUUAAAUCGAGCUCCUCACGUGGAGCGGAGUUCCAGGUUUGGAGAGGUUCCGAACGCGUCCAUAUACUUAGUUCAUAGAAAUCUGCUACUCCCUCUGUAAAGAAAUAUAAGAUCCUUUAGAUACUUACGAGGAGUACUACUCUGUCACACUCUACGGUCUAGCAGUCUAUCUAUUGUGUAUGAGUGGGAGUGGUAAGUAUAGUGUCAGUGAUAUUGUUACCUCAUUUUUUUUAUUUGUUAUUUUGUUAUCCGCAAGGUGCAUUUAUCUCAUGCCAAAAUUGCAGAUUACCUUCUCUUAUAUUACUAGAAAAUUUUAGGGGGAGCUUUUGUUGAAACAAGUGUAAUUUGAACAUGGGGUGGGCCCAUAAGACACAACUUCACUCAAUGUGAUUUGUACGCUCUCUCAAUGAAUUGAGAUCUUCAAUUUGAGAUUUGAUUCACGUUUU
Hordeum vulgare subsp. vulgare (domesticated barley) is the source of this 2409-nucleotide messenger RNA. Its product is annotated as aarF domain-containing protein kinase 1. The transcript has 16 exons. Lineage: Eukaryota; Viridiplantae; Streptophyta; Magnoliopsida; Poales; Poaceae. The coding region runs from base 106 to 1707 and encodes 533 amino acids. The record is from RefSeq and is a predicted model, not a curated record.